This is a messenger RNA of Drosophila grimshawi, 3985 nucleotides long. RefSeq lists its product as uncharacterized. Bases 65 to 3790 code for a protein of 1241 amino acids. The transcript is spliced from 12 exons. The record is from RefSeq and is a predicted model, not a curated record. NCBI's taxonomy places the organism in Eukaryota, Metazoa, Arthropoda, Insecta, Diptera, Drosophilidae.
ACUUCUUGAAUAUUCUCGGGUUGCACAACACAAUUUACACAAGCGGCAUAGACACGGACACAACAUGUGGCGACUACAGCUGUUCCUCAUACUAUCCACCUGCUUUCUCAUACCCCUCGAGGCAAAGCCGACAACCAUCACUCGCUUAACUCAUACAACAACAACAGCAGCAACAGCAACAACAGCAACAACAACAGCAACAGCAACAAGGCAGUCCAAUCACAUAGGACGUCUGGCGGCCAAGGAUCUGGCUGAUCUGCUUAUGGCCAGCAUGCAGGCGCGUGGCAUUAAGUUGACAUCGAAACAGGAGUUGACGGUAAAGUCUCUGCGAGACAUGGAAUCAAUGGAGCUACAGGAUGGUGUCGUACUGAUGCAACUGGGCAUGGAUUUCAUCAUUGAUGUGCUGAUCGGCAGCAAUGCAAAUGCCAGCUGCGAUCGUGUCAUCAAGGACAUUAAGAACUCAAAGGAUAAGAAUAGUUUGACGCUUAGCCUGAAAUCAUUCAUGGCCCUGUGCACCUUCAACAACAUUGAGUGCUCACAGAAGCAUGUGGAGCAAAUGAUCCAGAGUACGACGGUAUCCAAACAGAGCGAUACAGGCAUACUGGGUAGUCGGAAUACACGUACGGCCCUCGAGCAGGCUGCGAAAACACCCAACAUUAGAGGCGAUCGGGACGCCAUUACCAAUUUUCUGCAGGCCCGGACUUUGCCCGAGCUGAAAGCCAUAUUGAGUACACUUUUGCAGGUGUGCGGUGCAUCCAGUCUGGAGACACAGAACAUUGUACAGAAUAUGAUAGAAAUGGGUCCCAAGGACAGCGGCAAGAAAAAUGGCAUCAGUCUGCUGCAGAUUAAUGCCUUCAGCACUCUAAUUAACUCCCUGAUGGAUAGCCUGACUUCCAUUGCCCAUGGCAACAAGAGCGGCUUCUGUGCAGCUACACCUGACAGCUGGAUUGUGCGGUUAAUAAACAUGGGUGUGGCUAAGGUCAUUAUUAUGAGUUUGAUGACGGCCCUCGAUAGAUCGCUGCCUCCCUCGCCCAACUCGCUCAUUCUAAUUACAGAGAAAGGCAACGCUAUGGCCAAUUUGGUGGACGCCGAUGUGCCACUUAGCAAGGGCGCACCCACAUCAAAACGUGCCAGUGGCCUCCUCCCCAAUAUUGGCAACCUAGGAGGCAAUACAAUUACAUCUGGUCCCAAAAAUAUCAUUGACGGAAAUAACAAUGUCGUUACGCAACUUGUUAGUGCUGAUGUUCCCGUGGCAGCCGAUGUUUCCGCAUUGACCAAUACCUUCGGCUCAGUUGAAGGUGCAAAUGCCAUUGGCGGUGUCGGCGGUGUUGGUAAUUCUGUACUCCCCUCCGGAUCUUCUCGCUCUCAAAAUAUUGCAAACAAUCUGGGCAAUACCAUCAACAUGGGUCCAAAAAAUAUAAUUAGAGGGGAUGGCAAUACUGUGGUUAAGGCAGUUGAUGCUGAUAUUCCCAUUGCGGCUGGCGUUGGUCUUCUCAAUACAGUAACAGGCGUAGUUAAUAGCGGCUCUACAGGCAAUGCUGGUAACUCUGGAGGUGGUAAUGGAGGUGGCCAUAGUGGUGGCCAUAGUGGUGGCCAUAGUGGUGGCCAUAAAGGUGGACAUAGAGGUGGACAUAGAGGUGGCUCUAGAGGUGCUAUUGCUAACCAAGGUGGCAAUACCAUCAAUAUGGGUCCAAAAAAUAUUAUUAAAGGAGACGGCAAUACUGUGGUUAAGGCAGUUGAUGCUGAUAUUCCUAUUGCGGCUGGCGUUGGUAUUCUCAAUACAGUGACAGGUGUGGUUAAUGAAAACUCUGGCGGCUCCGGUGGCUCCGGUGCUGGUGGUGUUUUGGGCGGUGGUGCCGGCGGUCUUUUGGGCGGUGUUGUUGGUACUGUCGGUGGUGUUGUAGGCGGCGUUGUCGGUACUGUCGGAGGACUUUUGGGCGGCGGAGCAGGUGGUGUCUUGGGCGGUGCUACCGGUGGUGCCGGUGGACUUGUAGGAGGAAGCACUGGAGCUGCUACUGGCUCUUCUCGCUCUCAAAAUAUUGCCAACAAUUUAGGCAAUACCAUUAACAGGGGUCCGAAAAAUGUGAUUCAUGGUGACGGCAAUACUUUCAUAAAUGCAGUUGAUGCUGAUAUUCCCGUUGCGGCCGGUGUUGGCAUUCUGAAUACAGUGACAGGCUUGGUUUCUAGCGGCUCUAGAGGUGGCUCAGGAGGUGGCUCAGGAGGUGGCUCUGGAGGUGGCUCUGGAGGUGGCUCAGGAGGUGGCUCUGGAGGUGGCCACAGUGGUGGCCAUAGUGGUGGCCAUAGUGGUGGACAUAGAGGUGGCUCUAGAGGUUCUAUUGCUAACCAAGGUGGCAAUACCAUCAAUAUGGGUCCAAAAAAUAUUAUUAGAGGAGACGGCAAUACUGUGGUUAAGGCAGUUGAUGCUGAUAUUCCUAUUGCGGCUGGCGUUGGCAUUCUCAAUACAGUGACAGGCUUGGUUUCUAGCGGCUCUAGAGGUGGCUCGGGAGGUGGCUCAGGGGGUGGCUCAGGAGGUGGCUCAGGAGGUGGCUCAAGAGGUGGCCAUAGAGGUGGACAUAGAGGUGGCUCUAGAGGUUCUAUUGCUAACCAAGGUGGCAAUACCAUCAAUAUGGGUCCAAAAAAUAUUAUUAAAGGAGACGGCAAUACUGUGGUUAAGGCAGUUGAUGCUGAUAUUCCUAUUGCGGCUGGCGUUGGCAUUCUCAAUACAGUGACAGGUGUGGUUAAUGAAAACUCUGGCGGCUCCGGUGGCUCCGGUGCUGGUGGUGUUUUGGGCGGUGGUGCCGGCGGUCUUUUGGGCGGUGUUGUUGGUACUGUCGGUGGUGUUGUAGGCGGCGUUGUCGGUACUGUCGGAGGACUUUUGGGCGGCGGAGGAGGUGGUGUCUUGGGCGGUGCUACCGGUGGUGCCGGUGGACUUGUGGGAGGAAUCACUGGAGCUGCUACUGGUUCUUCUGGCUCUCAAAAUAUUGCUAACAAUUUAGGCAAUACCAUCAACAUGGGUUCCAAAAAUGCUGUCUUGGGCAACAACAACAAAAUUUUAUCCCUAGUUGAUGCAGCCGUGCCCGUGGGUCUCGGUGUAGGCUUGCUCAACAAUGUUGUGGGCGCUGUUACUGGAGGAGGUGGUUCUGCGAAUGACAUUCAAGUGGUUGAUCGACACGGCAACCUACUCAUGAAGAUCAAGGAUGAUAACGCCAGCGGCUCUGUUGGCAAUGACUUGUCCCAAACCAUUAACAGAGGUCCCAAGCAAGUCGUUAUGGGCGACGGAAACACAGUCUUGAAGCUGGUCAAUUUGGAUGUGAAUGCGCUGGCUAACAUAAAUCUGGCUAAUGCCAUCAGAGGCAGCAGCGGCGCCUGCAAUGGCAUCGCCAAUAAGUUUGGCAACGAGCUAAACACUGGACCGGACAGUGUGAUUGAAGGUAAUCAGAAUACGGUUGUGACCUUGUUAAAUCUCGACCUGAGUUUGUUAGCCGGUGUGAGUGCAUUGAAUACGGUGAUUGGAGAAGUGGGCAAUGAUUGUCCGGAACCGACGACUCCCGAGCCUCCGACGGAUGAGCCACCAACUGAUGAGCCACCAACUGACGAGCCACCAACUCGUUAUCCACCUACUCCAACACCACCAACACCACCUACACCAACACCACCCACCCCAACUCCACCAACCCCAACUCCACCAAACCCCAAUAAGUGCUAUCGUCGCUACUGUCGCAAGUGGCGAACUCGUCCCAAUUAUAUGUGCCGCCAUAAAUGCGGCGGUCCGUUCGUUUACCGGCCCUAAAUGACUCGGACUUCAACCGAAGUCUGACGUGAGUUGUUUGAAACUUUCCAAUCUAACUUGUCUCUUUCCCCAAGCACCUGUUAUGUAAUAUCGUAAAGCUUGCACCUAUUUAUUUUACUAUAGUUUACCUAUUUUAUAAGUGAACUUGUUCAAUUUGCUCGAUGUAUUGAAAUACAACUGAAUUAUUUAUUAUAA